Molecule: messenger RNA, 942 nt
Organism: Moneuplotes crassus
Lineage: Eukaryota; Ciliophora; Spirotrichea; Euplotida; Euplotidae
Source: the annotation of a GenBank genome assembly
AUAAGAUUAGAUAAAAUGGGUAAUAACCAAUGUCUUGGAUCACGAAGAAAAAUGGAGAAACAAAAUAUCGAAGAUGCAGAUCCAUUGAAGAGGAGUAAAGUAAAGUUUGGAAAAACUGAAACUGAGAUAUUUGAAGAGUAUAAAAAGAGAUUUCACAAAGACUAUAACCCUGCAGCUAAGUUGUUCGAAGAGGAAAAUCAUCUUGAAAAAGAAUCCAAAACUCCUCUUACUAAGUUGGGAUGUACCCAAAUGGGAUCUAAGCAAAAUAAGAGUUUUAAAUGCCUGACCCAAAGAGCUAAAGAGCCCUUUAUUUUGAGAAGAGAGCUAGAGGUCGGCCCUCAUAAACUGAAUUUUGAUGACUCAGAAGGAGAUACUUAUAGAGUCGAAGAUCCUAUAUUUCUUCAGUACGGAUCUAUCGAAGAAACCGAAGAUAUCAAGUCAUUUGGAAUCCCAAGUCAGACCUAUCAUUCAAGAAAUAUUUCAAGAUCAUCGUGAAGUGUAUCAAAGAGAUUCCCAAUCUAUCAUGAAGCUGGAGAGAAGGUAGUCCAAAUAGAUUCAAAGGACUUAAGUAUAACUCCUGAAACAAAGCCUAAAAGGAUAUUUGAAGAAGAAUAUGAAGAUCAAUACUAUGAUUCCUCGACCAUCAGCGAAGAUGAGCUUAAUAUUGAGAGUGAUAAAUUGAUAGAGAAAGUUCAGAACUUCAUUGAAAAAACAGACCAAUAUCAAUACACCACUCUAGGCAGUGGAUUAGGCCAGGAGGCUGGUCUUGAUCAUUCCUUUGGACUUCAGGAAUCUGAAGUUGGAAUAAAACAUUUAAAAGGCAACUCCAUAUGGGAUACUUUGAAGUUAAAGAAUCUAGAAGGACAAAAGAAGCAUAUGAGAAACCAUAAGAGCCUAUAUCAAGAAGGAAAUACUUUAAUGUUUACUCAAGCCAGAAAUUAA